Aspergillus versicolor CBS 583.65 is the source of this 1545-nucleotide messenger RNA. RefSeq lists its product as uncharacterized. Gene Ontology annotation, biological process: transmembrane transport. The transcript is spliced from 2 exons. Gene Ontology annotation, molecular function: transmembrane transporter activity. Gene Ontology annotation, cellular component: fungal-type vacuole membrane. Lineage: Eukaryota; Fungi; Ascomycota; Eurotiomycetes; Eurotiales; Aspergillaceae. The record is from RefSeq and is a predicted model, not a curated record. Bases 28 to 1545 code for a protein of 505 amino acids.
CGCUCGCAUAUUCACUCAGUAUUCGCCAUGGCUAACACCAAUGAUGCCCUCCGCGCCAGCGAGAUAGACGAGAAAUCAACACCUCCAGCACCAGCUCCUCCCAUUGCAGCCCCUCAACCCCCCGAUGGCGGACCCAUGGCCUGGCUCCAGGUCGCUGCCGGCUUCGUUCUCUUCUUCAACACCUGGGGCAUGAUAAACACCUUUGCCGUCUUCCAAACUUAUUAUGAGAGCGGCGCUCUGUUUGAGGCCUCAUCGUCCGACAUCUCCUGGAUAGGCUCCAUCCAAUGCUUUCUCCUGCAGCUGACAGGCCUUGUGGCAGGACCCAUCUACGACAGAGGCUACCUCCGCCUGCUCCUCGUGUCGGGCAGCUUCUUGGUCGUCUUUGGCCUGAUGAUGCUCUCCCUGUGCAAGGAGUUCUGGCAAGCCCUGCUGGCCCAGGCCUUUUGCAUCGGCAUCGGCGGUGGUCUGCUCUUCACCCCAACCGUGUCCCUGCUGCCGACCUGGUUCAGGAGCCGUCUGGGUCUUGCUGUAGGAGUUGCCUCGUCCGGAUCUUCCCUUGGUGGCAUCAUCUACCCAAUCGUCCUCUACCGUCUGCUCUACAGUCAUAAUAUCGGUUUCCCCUGGGCCGUGCGCACGAUCGGCUUCCUCGCUCUGGCCACAUUUACCCUACCAGUGGCCCUCAUGCGCACACGCGUGCAGCCCCCCAAGCCACGGGCAAUUAUCGACUGGUCCGCCUUUACAGACGCACCCUUUAUCACUUUCGCCCUCAGCGUCCUGAUCCUCUUCAUCGGGAACGCCGUGCUCAUAUUCUACAUCUCCUUCUUCCCCGAGAACAAGGGCUUCACCAAUACGUCAUUGUCAUUUUACAUGGCUGCCAUCUUUAACGCGAGCUCCGUAUUUGGGCGCAUUGCCCCCAACGCUCUGUCAGACCGCAUUGGCGUCUUCAACACCAUAGUCCCAACUACACUGCUACUCGGCGUCACCACCCUGUGCAUGCUCAGCGUGGUCAACAAGGCCGGGAUGAUUGUUGAGGGCAUUACCACCGGCUUCUUCAGCGGCGUGGUCGUGGCCAUGCCACCUGUCUGUUUCCGCAUGCUCACCCAGAACCCGUCUAUGAUUGGCACGCGCAUUGGCCAGGGGUUUGCCAUUGGGGGGCUUGGUCUGUUGAUCGGUGGGCCCAGCGCUGGUGCUAUAUUGGGGAGUGGUGAAGCGCUCGAAUGGACGGGGCUGUGGGUGUACGCAGGAGUCGCUGGAAUCGUUGCGGCGGGUAUUAUGGUGGGAGUUCGUGUGAUGAAGGGAGGGCUUUCGCUGAAGGUGAAGGUAGACGAGUUGACCAAUACACUGAUUGACGCGGAGCCGAACUUCACUGUUGAUGGGUUGGCGGAUGGUGUGCUGAACACGCUCUACGACUUCAAGUCUCCUGGUGAGAAUUUACGGGAUGCCAUUACGCCCAAGGGACCGUCUGCUUUGCAGGGAAUUAUAAACUAUUUGGCAGAUCAGGUGGUUUCUGGUGUCCAGCGGGCGAUUGAUGCGUAUUCGGAAUGA